AUGUCUUCCGAACUAUAUUCCAAAAUUUAUAAUUUUUUAGUAACCGCUAAUCAAGAACAUAUUACAGCCACCUCGGUCAUUUAUCAGGGAAUAGAAGAAGAUCCCUGGAUUUCGCAAAAUGAUUUAAGAAGGGUUGUAGACCAAGCCAUAGGGUUUGCUAGUAAUCUAUAUACCGAAGAACCUUCGUGCCAAUUAAAACUUCUCCGAAUACUUCCCCAGUUUGAGAUAGCUUUUGAAGGAGUCUGUAGUUUGCGUGAUAUAGGAGCGGUUAAAACGAAUAAGGAAAGACCUCUUAACUCUGACGAGAUUAAAAAAAAUAUAAAUGAGCUGAAGGCCAAACUCAAGAAAAAUACAACGACGCCGAUUAACCAGCAUCUAUACUUUGGUAUAGAUAAUGUGAAUAUUUCUGAAUUAUCAUGGAUGGACCCUCUAGCCAGUCAAGUAAUUUCUGACAAGUCGGAAAUUGUAAAGAAGUUGCCGGGCCAAUUUAAGCAUACUUUUAUGAAGCCAGUACGACAAAUGGUACCUUUAUCUCUUCCGUCCGCAGUGAAAAGAAAAUGUAAUGAAUUCGUUGCUACUUUCAUUGAAAAUCGUGAAAUUGAUCUUCCAAGAAAACUUAUACAUGAUGGGACAUGGAAAGAAACAGAAAACGAGCUUGCAAUAAUCGCGGAGAGAAUUUUGGAUACAUUAAGCGAUUCUUGGAAUAAUCCUGCAUUUGGAGCGAAUUUUGUGGAAUCCCUGAAUGAAGGUACUUACGUGACCAAUGUGAUAGUACCAGCGAUUCGGGCAACAUUGAAGAAUCUUCCUCUAGGAAAAUCCACAUUCGUUAGUAGCUCUGAACGUCAAAGUAGUGCCAGUGCAGAUAGGAAAGGCGAUGGGCGAUCUGGGAGACGGCCAGACGUUAUGAUCGUAAUGAAACACAAUGGGAAAAAUUACGAACUUUUAUUUACCGAAUGCUCACGCUUAUCAUGUACAGCGCAAAAGGAAAGAGAUGAUCAAGUGAAGCUGUGGCGCGAGGUCAAUGAUGGCAUGUACUGGACUCGUAAAAGUUGCAAACCUGAUAAGGACGAAUUUGGGAUUAUUGGGGUACAGAUAGCUGGAAAGAAAUUAUAUUUAAGUAUCCUUAUAAGGGAUAUGAGCGAGGUCCAUCGAUAUUAUCGUCUCCAUGAAUCAGAAAUCCUGGUUCAACUUUCAGAUCCGUCAAUUGUAGAAAAAUUCGUAGAAUCAUUACUGAUAUUGCGAAAUAUUCUAAUCGUUAAUAUGAGUAUACUAUACAAUGCACCUUUAAAAAGAUCAAAUCGGAAUGUAGAAAAAAGCUCUACAGUUUCUUCACCUAAGCGAGAUGACUAG
Messenger RNA from Rhizophagus irregularis DAOM 181602=DAOM 197198, 1350 nucleotides. RefSeq lists its product as uncharacterized. Lineage: Eukaryota; Fungi; Glomeromycota; Glomeromycetes; Glomerales; Glomeraceae. The record is from RefSeq and is a predicted model, not a curated record.